Messenger RNA from Ctenopharyngodon idella (grass carp), 1425 nucleotides. RefSeq lists its product as uncharacterized. Bases 33 to 749 code for a protein of 238 amino acids. The record is from RefSeq and is a predicted model, not a curated record. The transcript has 5 exons. Lineage: Eukaryota; Metazoa; Chordata; Actinopteri; Cypriniformes; Xenocyprididae.
UGGAGAGGUCAAGACUUGCUCUCGUCACACUCAUGUGUGUUUUGUUGUUCAGUCAGAACAGAAUCUAUGGAGCAGAAGUGGAGAUGAAAGUCAGACCAGGAGACAACAUCACUCUCUACUGUGAUCGCUCUGUAACUCUUGGUUUCCGCUUUGUAUGGAUAAGAAACUGCUCUCAUGAAAAUCAACCCUCUCUCGAAAUAGAUUAUACAAAAUGGUUCUGGAACACAUUAAAGCGUUUCAGCUCUGUCCACAACCGCUCCAGUAAUUCUUAUGAUCUACAUAUUACUAACAUCAGUGUCUCUGAUCUGGGACUGUAUUACUGUGCAGAAGUAGAGAAUAAAGUACAUAAAGAUGAAAACGGCAUCAUCUCCUCAUCUGAAGUGUACUAUUAUGGAAACCGAACAACUCGUCUCUCUCUUGCAGAGGAAGUAACUUCAUGUUCUGGACUCUUGAACAUCACCUCCACUCCUCGUGUAUCAGACUGUGUUCUCUGCUGGACGCUGCUGUUCAGUGUGUGUCCGGUGUGUGUUCUCCUCUUCUCACUCCUGUCCUCCAUCUGUGUGUACUGCCUCUGUCAGAGGAAAACUGCAGAUUCUGAGCAGAGUGCAGAGAUACUCACUGCAAAUGUUAUUAAGGGGGAUCCUACAGAGAAACAUCAGUGUGAGACGAGUAAAACUGGAAAGAUCUGCCUCCACACUGAAGUCUCUUAUAGACUGCUGACAUCUUCAUAUCCCUAUGCCAAGAUGUGAUUCUACUGCUCAGUUUAAACAACUUACUGAAAACUUGGUGAUUUCUAUUGCUCUCUUUUUGUACUCAGCAACGUCAGCUAUGAUUUCUGAAAGCUCUCUCCACAUUUAGUUCACAUGCACAAACAAACUUGCAGCACAUUUUUUUUUUAUAAUUGUAUUUACAUAUACAGUUAUGCAUGAUACACAAAUAUAAAAUAUUUCAAAUUUUCAAAUAAAAUACUAACGAAAUAAAAAAAACAAAAAACAAAGUAACAUUUUAUUUGCACAUUUUCUGGUUGCAAAUUAUAUUUUCGUAAUGAAAUAACAUUGUUUUUUAAAAACAACAUUAAUUUGAAAUCUUUUAUUGGAUUAAACAAAAUAAACAAAAACAAUAAUAACUAAUAACAAAUAAUAACUGUUUAUUAGCCAGUUUGUGUUUUUGUCAAAAUGUCCUUCUGUGCAAUAAAAGCUAAAUUUAGACUGAUCAGUAAAACAUUUAAAGUGAGUGACAACAACUUAAAUGCAGAUCUGUUUUCCUUUUCAGUCCAGAAUCAUAAUUACUUUCUUUGUCUUAAAAGGGACGAGAAAAAUAAGAUUAAACUUUACAUUCUCUGUUCUCACACCUAUCGGCAGGAUGUUGGGUUUCCUGUGUACGUUAUACCGCUCAUUCUUUCUUUUUUCUUUUUCUCUCUUCUUG